This is a messenger RNA of Notothenia coriiceps (black rockcod), 7822 nucleotides long. RefSeq names its product ATPase 13A3 (gene atp13a3). Lineage: Eukaryota; Metazoa; Chordata; Actinopteri; Perciformes; Nototheniidae. The record is from RefSeq and is a predicted model, not a curated record. Gene Ontology annotation, biological process: polyamine transmembrane transport; intracellular calcium ion homeostasis. Gene Ontology annotation, cellular component: late endosome membrane. The coding region runs from base 318 to 4115 and encodes 1265 amino acids. The transcript is spliced from 34 exons. Gene Ontology annotation, molecular function: polyamine transmembrane transporter activity; ATP binding; ATP hydrolysis activity.
CACCACGGCUGUAGUACUCAGUCUGUCCCACUGAGCUGUCAAUACAGAAGCUCUCCACUCUGCAACCCGGCUGUUGCGACAACAUUUUCCUACUAAACCUAGUCCCUCUUUCUCUUCAACGACGUUUUCCUUCAGAUAACAGCUCCUCUCUUCUCACCAUGACUCGGAGGUGAUCUUCAGAGUGUCCCGGUGGUUCUGGGGUUCCAGGUUGCUGUGUUGAGAGAGCAAGCUAACUGCGGGAAGGAGAACCGCCUGGGGCAUCGUGUCCCUGGCUUUCUAGUGACUAAAGGAGGGGCUUGGAAAAACUGUUGUGCAGCAUGGAGAAAGAAGACCUGAAGGUCCUCAACAAAGGGGAAGAGGAGGAGCUGGAGCUGCAGGGGUACCGUCUUUGUCGUUGGCGGCUGGCCCUUGUGGGCCUCGGGGUGCUGUUCACAGGGGGCUUCCUCCUCUUGCUGCUCUACUGGAUGCCAGAGUGGUGCGUCAAAUCCACCUGCACCCGCACCACAGCCCGCGAUGCUGAAGUGGUAUUGCUGCGCUCCACGGAUGAGUUCCGGCGCUGGUUCCUGGCCAGGGUACGAGUGAUGCUGGCCCCGGGAAGGAACCCCUUCCACUGUCUGGAGACCCAGACCACCUCCCCUUCCUCUCCCUCCUGCCCCUUCUCCUCCCCCCCUCUGGCCAAUGGACACACCCCCCACCCCUCCGAUGGCAACCCCGACCAGGAGCUCAUCAGAAGAUAUGGCGACUACCAGCCCACACAGAUCCGCUACUUUACCUUCCAUAGCACAACGUAUUAUUGGAGCGACGAGGUGCAGAACUUUGGUGUUUUAACCGGCCUGGAGGAUUUGCAGGUCAGCUGCUCCACCCUCCACUCGGAGCACAUUGCAGGCCUGACCAGGAACCAGCAGGAGUACAGGAGACUGUUCUUCGGAGUGAAUGAAAUUGCAGUGAAAGUGCCUUCUGUUUUCAAGCUGCUUAUCAAAGAGGUCCUAAACCCUUUCUACAUCUUCCAGCUCUUUAGUGUGAUCCUGUGGAGUGCCGAUGAGUAUUACUAUUAUGCUGUGGCCAUCCUUUUCAUGUCGAUCAUAUCCAUAGCUACCUCUCUGUACACCAUUAAAAAGCAAUACAUCAUGCUCCACGACAUGGUGGCAACUCACAGUGUUGUCCGUGUGUCUGUAUGCCGACCCAACAAUGAAAUUGAAGAGAUUUUGUCUACUGAUCUGGUGCCCGGUGAUGUGAUGGUCAUCCCCAUCAAUGGGACCAUCAUGCCAUGUGACGCCGUGCUGGUCAGCGGCACCUGCAUCGUCAAUGAAAGCAUGCUCACAGGUGAGAGUGUUCCUGUGACAAAGACCAACCUGCCAGACCCAUUGCCUGGGGACAGGGGGGAGGAUAAUGACAGUGUCUUCAACACAGAGGAGCAUAAGAGACACACACUCUUCUGUGGCACCCACGUCAUCCAGACCCGCUUCUACACAGGCGACCUGGUCAAGGCUGUGGUGGUCUGCACAGGUUUCAGCACAGCCAAAGGCCAGCUGGUGCGCUCCAUCCUUUACCCAAAACCCACCGACUUCAAGCUGUACCGAGAUGCCUACCUCUUCCUCUUGUGUCUGGUGGCUAUAGCUGGAAUUGGCUUUGUCUACUCCAUCGUCCUCAGCAUCUUGAACAAGGUGCCAGCUAAAACCAUCAUUAUUGAGUCUCUGGACAUCAUCACCAUUACUGUGCCCCCGGCGCUGCCAGCCGCCAUGACAGCUGGCAUUGUGUACGCCCAGCGACGCCUCAAAAACCUGGGCAUUUUUUGCAUCAGCCCACAAAGGAUCAACAUCUGCGGUCAACUCAAUCUGGUCUGCUUUGACAAGACUGGAACUCUGACAGAAGAUGGAUUAGACCUAUGGGGAGUUCAGAGGGUUGAGAACGGCAGUUUCCACCUGUCAGAGGAAAAUGCAUACAAGGAAAAUCUGGUCAAGUCCCAGUUUGUGGCAUGUAUGGCCACCUGCCACUCUCUCACCAAGAUAGAGGGCCAGCUGUCCGGAGACCCACUGGACCUUAAGAUGUUUGAGGCCACAGGCUGGAUCCUGGAGGAGGCCACUGAGGAGGAAACAUCUCUCCACAACCGUAUCAUGCCCACUGUGGUUAAACCCCCAAAACAGCUGCUGCCCCCAGAGCCUGCCGUAACACCAGAGCAGGACAUGGAGCUGUAUGAGCUUUCGUCAGCGCAUGAGAUAGGUAUCGUGCGCCAGUUUCCCUUCUCCUCAGCCCUCCAGAGGAUGUGUGUGGUGGCUCGUCUGCUAGGGGAGAAACGUAUGGACGCCUACAUGAAGGGGGCCCCUGAGAUAGUAGCUAGCCUCUGCAAGAAAGACACAGUGCCAGAAAACUUUGCAGAUGUUUUAGAGGGCUACACCAAGGAGGGUUUCAGAGUCAUAGCUCUGGCUCAUCGACGACUUGAAUCCAAACUCAGCUGGCACAAAGUCCAGAACAUCAGCAGGGAUCACAUUGAGGCAAACAUGGAGUUCCUAGGUCUAAUCAUCAUGCAGAACAAGCUUAAGGCAGAAACCCCAGCAGUGCUGGAGGACCUCCGCCAAGCCAGCAUCCGCACUGUCAUGGUUACUGGUGACAACAUGCUGACAGCCAUCUCUGUGGCCAGGGACUGUGGAAUGAUUCCUCCCCAAGACACAGUCAUCAUUGCUGAUGCCCUCCCUCCACAUGAUGGACAGUCCGCCAAGAUCACCUGGAGAUACGCUGACAAGGCGAGCCAGACCUCUCAUCUGGAGGAAGUGAACAUCACUCUGGAUGAUGUGUGCCACAUAGAUGAGCCCAAAAAACAGGAGCUGUACCACUUUGCCAUGAAUGGAAAAUCCUUUGCCGUCAUCUCUGAACAUUUCCCUGACAUGCUUCAAAAGCUGGUGCUACAUGGGACAGUGUUUGCAAGAAUGGCCCCGGACCAGAAAACUCAACUCAUUGAGGCUCUGCAGGGCGUAGACUACUUUGUUGGGAUGUGUGGAGAUGGAGCAAACGACUGUGGGGCUCUGAAGAGGGCUCAUGGUGGCAUCUCUCUGUCGGAGCUCGAAGCCUCGGUAGCCUCUCCCUUCACCUCGAGGACCCCGAACAUCUCCUGUGUCCCCAGCCUCAUCAGGGAGGGUCGUGCCGCUCUCAUUACCUCUUUCUGUGUGUUCAAGUUCAUGGCCCUCUACAGCAUCAUCCAGUACAUCAGUGUCACUCUCCUCUACUCCAUCCUCAGUAACCUUGGAGACUUCCAGUUCCUCUUCAUCGAUAUUGCCAUCAUCCUUCUUAUUGUCUUUACUAUGAGUCUGAACCCAGCGUGGAAAGACCUGGUGUCUCGUCGUCCCCCUUCAGGUCUGAUCUCAGGGCCUCUGCUGUUCUCUGUGCUGACCCAGAUCCUCAUCUGCUUGGGCUUCCAGACCAUUACAUUCCUUUGGGUCCGACAGCAGCCGUGGUACACAGUGUGGACGCCGCUCUCUGAUGCCUGCAACCACUCAUCACAUAUUACCAUGUUUGGCCACAACGGCACUGAAAUUGACGACCACAACAUCCAGAACUACGAGAACACCAGCCUCUUUUAUGUCUCCUCCUUCCAGUAUCUCGUUGUUGCCAUCGUUUUCUCAAAGGGCAAACCCUUCAGGCAGCCAAGCUACAAGAAUUGGCCGUUUGUGCUGUCUGCCUUGACUCUGUAUGUUUUUCUGCUGUUCAUCAUGUUCUACCCUGUAAAAGCCAUUGACGAGUUUCUAGAGGUUGUUUGUGUCCCGUUUGACUGGAAGGUAAAGCUCUUCCUCAUCAUCUUAGUCAAUGCUGCAGUGUCUGUUGUGAUGGAGACCUUCAUCCUUGACAUCGUCUUAUGGAAGCUUGUGUUCAGCCGAGACAAACAGGGCAGCUUUGGCGUCACUCCUGUUGCCCCGACACCACAGGGUGGUAUAGACCUGCGAUACUACAAGUGUCUGACCCGGCUUUGCUGCCCGAGCAGGAUGACCCCCAAGGCUCGCUACAUGCAUCUGGCCCAGGAGCUCAGGGUGGACCCCGACUGGCCUCCAAAGCCAACGACAACAACUGAAGCCAAGACCCUCCCAGAAAAUGGAUCCACCUAUCAAAUCAUGAAAAACUCCUAGCACCCCCCACAUGACCUACAGGAGAAGUGUAUGCAUUUUAGGCGCGUUCAGUGAAUGCACCUUUAAAUUAUUCGAAUGAAACCGUCACAGUAAGGUUGCUUGUUGUUCCGGUUCACAGCGACUUCAGUCUAAUGCUGGAGUUCAUGAGACAUUGCUGCAAAAAUCUUAUGAUCGCACAUGACUACAAAACAUAGUGUCAGUUCUCUCAACCACUUGCACUCUCUCAGGUCUCUGUUGCUUGUUAUUUAGACAGCAGCAACAUUAAUGUACAUCUCUUUCCUUAUUGCAAUGUCUGAGCAGGCUGGGUCUAAUAUAACUUUGGCCUUUUCAAAUCGACUUCCAAGUCCACCCCAGAGCUAGCGUCUGACAUGUGCUAUCAAAAAUGUUCUGGAACAAUGUCUUCAUAGCCUUUGAGAAUGAUCCUAAAAAAACAAGUAGAAGUAUAGUAUAUUUAUCAAACAGGUGCUAGGUUGUACUUUGUCCCUCUAAAGUAAGACCAACCAUUACCAAAACAGCGAUUACUUUAUUGGUUGUUUUGAAGUCCACUCUGUAUGUUUUAAUUCACAGCAGACACAACCUCACUUGUUAGGAUUUUCACAGUUACCAUACUCGGAUUGCUACUAUGUAGUCGUCUCUUACAGCUAACCUAUAUCAUUUAUAUAUAGUCAUGGAACCAUAACCAAAAGGAAAGCUUUUAUGCUUACCAUGAACCCCCAGGGAUACAUGAAAUGAUUAACUUGAGACAAGAAAUCAUAUAGUCAACUCUCACUGUAAGUUGUAGCAGAUUUUAAAUCAGCUUCUUGUUGAUCAAUUCAAGGUUCAAGGUUCUUUAUUGUCAAACUAACAUAGCUACAGGGUCAUUAUGUCGUUGAAAAUCUUAGGUCACAGGCUUCUCCAACAAUGCAACACAUAAUACAGAUAAGCAGACAAUAUUAAAAUAUACUAUAUUAAAAGUAAUACAAAAAGAAAAAUAGUUUAAAGAAAAAUUGCACACCUCAGGCAUAUUCCUAUUUUUAAAGACAAACACAAAGAAUAUGUUGAUUGCCUCUCAAGCGCCAAUGCUCAAGGUUUAAAAAAAGUAUAGACAAUUAAAUGGGGAAUAUCCCGGCUUUUUAAGAUUUGGAAACUGCACAAUAGGUCUGAACAUAUGGGAGACAUUACAUUUUUUGUAUAAAUGUAGUCGUCAUCCAUAAUGUUGCAUGUGCAUAAAAUCUUGCUGUUGUCCCCGGCCACCUUUAUUUUUAAACCCUCAGACAUAUAGAACUUGUUCACAUUAAAAGUAAGGAACACUUAUAGCGAAAGUGUGCUUUUAAAAUGGGAAGCCUUUUUCCCAAACUUCAGCACGUUAUACAUCAAAUUGAUGACAACUAGAAAGUUAUGAACCUCAGAAAAUAAUCAACGGUUGUAUUUUUCUUAUUCACCCAGAAGUUUCAUAAACAGUUAAAACAUUUCAGCUAGUAGGAUUAGGAUAGUUUACCUUAAGGAGCUUUGAUAAAAAUAGUAUUAUGUAGAACAGUAGAAAUGGCAAAAAACACCAGACUAUAAUAAAUGCAUACAUUUCAUUUGCGCUUUUCAAGGCAUGUCAAUUCAAUGGUUCUUAUUCUUGAAUCUAAUAACUGAAGUCUCCACUUCCUCAACUGUACUUUUCUAACAAAGCAUGCUAACAUAUUAAAUGUUAUUGUGUUAUACUUGCAUACUUAGGCCAAACAUUUGCCCCAUCAGUGGUUUAAAUGUGGCAUCAGCCAACCUGUCUGUAUUUUACUCACAUGAGCCACCAGCACGGCUAUACACUUUACAUCUAUGAGCUAUGUCUGGUCAUCAGACUGAGACUGAAAACAUAACAAGACUCGCAUGAUGCCACCUUCCUAUCGAUCAAGUUUAAGACUUGAUGGUUGCAAUACUAGAAAUAUUACUACAGACACAGCAUUACUGUAAAAUGAAGGAGUAUUUACAUAAAUAUCUCUUCAUCAAAUGAAUCUGCACAAGAACCGCAUGAAUUUGGUUGGUUAUCAUGGAUAGUGCACAUACAUGAGACCAUACAAAUCUGAGCAUCCUACAUUUACAAAACUAAUGUCAGACUGGCUCAGUAAGCCAGCAGUGCUACUUGCAUUUAUUUUCUAUAAAAAUCACAUUUCUUCCUAUGGAAGACUGAUUAAAAGUGUUGUAGUAAAUGAGGACAAAGCAUUUUGCAUCUUGUCAGUUUGCAGCACAUUCAAAACAUCCAUGCAACAACAAAAGCUGGUAAUGGUGGAUUCUGUGUUUUACCAUAUACACGCAAAUUCAUGUAUUACACAUUGGCUACCUGCCUAGAGUUAAGGGCUAUUUUUUUAUGUUCACUGAUUCAACUUUGAUGUUGAAAGGGAUACUCGCAGAAAUCGAGUUGAGUAACAAACAUUCACUCCUUGUGCAUCUUGAAGGUGGCUGUAUUAGUGGGUUGCUUAUUAUUCAAUGUAAACUUGACUGUGUUGAUUGAAGAUUACAAUAAUGGCACACCAAGCUUAAGAAAUGUACAUUGUUGGAAUUGUUUGAGCAGUUUUAGUUUGCAUUUUGCUGCUUGAUUCAGCCAUUACAAUUGGUAGCAAUGGAAUUGACUGUACUUUAAUUGAAUUAAAGCUGACCACAGCUACUUCAAGGAGGAGAAAAAGCUUUCAGGGCAACCUUUUAAAGCCACAAAUUAUAUUGUUUGAUUCCCAAAAAGCAGAUUUAGGCUGGAGUAUCACUUUAAAGCAAAGAUGGAUCAACAGAUUUCCUCAAUAUCCACAAUAACAAGUAAGCGCAGUUCCUUAAAGCCAUUGUCUAUUGAGAUGCUUGUAAUAUUUAUUACAAAUGCACAUGAAACUUGGGAUCCAUAAUUUUUUAUGACAAGCUCAAAUGUGUGCUUUUAAUUUUCACAGAUACAUUGUUUAAUUGAUCAGAGUAUUUUUGUUAUAGGAUGUAGUGGGUACAUUGUGUGAGGAGGAGUAGAUACCUGUGUGUAUGUAUGUAUGUAUAUAUAGUACUGUAGAUGAAACUGGUAAAAAUGCAUAACAUGGCUCAAAUGGACAUUCUUGUGCCAAUUUGCAGAAAGAUUCUGAUAUGUUGUCAACAACAUGGGUUUCUAUGCCUCUGGACUAUCAGUGGCUUUUCUCAGUUUUAUAUUUGCGUUCAGGUUUCUUUUUUUCUUCUUUUGAUACCUACUGAGGCUAAAACUGAAUGUUGUAUAAAAAAAGACUACAUUUAUUGUAUUGCAAUACGAUAGCUAUUGAUUAUUUUCCCAAAGACUUUUCAUUACAUUUGUAUUGCUUAUUUAAAAAAAAAGAAAAAAAAAGAACGUAUAGCUUGUGUUUAGUUCUGUCAAAUCUGAUUUGUCCAGCACAAAAGUGGACUUAAAAAGGUGAUAAUAAUAAUAAUAAUAAUAGAGAUGUUGGAUUCUAUCUGUAUAUAUGAGAUGUACAUUUCUAGUGUGUGCUUACAAGUACAGCAUAUUUAGUUAUAUCAAUGUUUGUUUUUGGAUUAUCAAAGGGCUGGUGUGUUUUUCUACUAUGUUGGUACUGUGUUCAAUCAGUUGUCUGUCUACUUUUGAUUUGUACUGUCUUUGAUUUGUUUUUGUUUAAAAUGUUGCUAUGGAGUUGCAUUAGCUUUAUUCUUCUUUUUGGGCAUGAAUUCUGGGCAUUUAUUUCACAAUUUUAAACAUUUAAUGUGAAGUAUUAGAGGGGAACUUAAGUAAU